UGGACAGUGGACACCGUGACCACGCUGUGAUAUUUCUUAGCAGAACGCAUCAUCCUGAUUCGAUAUCUUGACUUUAAGCUUGAAACAUGGAAAUUGAUCCCUUGGCCGAUGGCCUUCCACCGCGUUACGCCAUCGAGUCUGAUGACGAGGACGAAUAUAACCCACUCACCACCCAACCAACUGAUCAGGGCCCAGUUAUAAACAUCAAAAUAGAGGGCCAAUUCACUCCGGGUUAUCCUCUUGUUAUCGCAUCAGAUCCUGCAGGAAACUUUUGGGCUGAUGGCGCAGACCUAGGGGAACAGCAUGGUGCAAUAUUUGUCAAUCAUAUUCAGGUAGGAUCGCUCUUUAAGCCCUCAUCAACCCGAGCAGUUGUACUUGUAUCCGAGGCUACUACGGCGUUGCCGUUAUGGUCGAUGAACAAAUAUGCGAAUCAUAUCCUAGAUCAUCUCCAGCCAUCCGCUAUUUCCAUCCUCGAUGUGUAUUCCGUACAAAGCUACAUUUCAUCAGAGCUAUUGCCUGUGCAUGAGGCGCCCGUUCGCUACCUAUCUCUACAGAACAUAUCCUUGGAUCCCUUCCAUAUGUUCGCUCCUCCAAAUAUUCUCCAGUCCACAUCGGCGGCAUUUAUGUCUGCGAUGAACAUACGCACUCUUUCUUCGUCGCGUCAAUAUAAUGCAGUGAUUUUACUCCUUCCAUCACCAGAAAUACCCCGCACCGCGCCAUCCAAGCUAUCGCCUAGUAGACUCUCACGUCCAUCAGGAGAUCAAGCAUGGCCUGUUGAGACGAUGGUGGAAGUAGACGAAAAACUGUUUGAGAUAGUUGGCGCAAAACGAUCCGGUACUUGGGCAUUCAGAAGCAUGUCAGGAGGGAGUGCAUUCAGUUUGUCAAAAAAGAGGCAGAAUCUCGCAGAGGUUGGUGAAGGCGGAAUGUACAUAUGACUGUUAAAAGUGCCAGCAGUAGCCAUUCAGCAUAGCUCGAAUGAAAAGGAAAGUGCCUUCGUGUCUUGGGUGCCGGGAAAAAGCAGAAAAAAAGCGCUGUGUUCACAAGGCACACCGAAUUCGAAGACAUGAGGCUAAACGAUAAACCAUUUUCAUUGGCUAACUACGCUACUGAUCAUCGGGCACUGCCUGCAGCUGAUGAUUAUGUAAUCCAACAAUGUAUAAG
Molecule: messenger RNA, 1161 nt
Organism: Suillus clintonianus
Lineage: Eukaryota; Fungi; Basidiomycota; Agaricomycetes; Boletales; Suillaceae
Exons: 5
Coding region: 87-935 (282 amino acids)
Source: RefSeq, a predicted model, not a curated record